Molecule: messenger RNA, 694 nt
Organism: Hibiscus syriacus
Lineage: Eukaryota; Viridiplantae; Streptophyta; Magnoliopsida; Malvales; Malvaceae
Product: 22.0 kDa class IV heat shock protein-like
Exons: 1
Coding region: 96-671 (191 amino acids)
Biological process (GO): protein complex oligomerization; response to heat; protein folding
Source: RefSeq, a predicted model, not a curated record
UUGUGAAAUCACUAGUGCUGCUCAGCAAAGUUGUUCGAUCAUCUUACACAAAGAUCAUCAACAGUUUAACAAUCUCGUUUCCUUGCUAAAUUCCCAUGACCAAAAUGGACAUAAAAAAUCUCACCAAAGCCUUCGUUUUCCUCAUGGCAGCAACCAUCAUGGCGAGCCAAGUGAAUGGUCUGAUGCCCUACACAAGGUCUUUAUGGGACAUGAUGAUCCCCGAGGACCCUUUUAGAAUCCUCGAGGAUACACCGCUCACCAUCCCCAAAGGGACGUCGGAGCCGGUGGCUUUAGCUCGAGCAGAUUGGAAAGAAACUCCGCAGUUCCAUGUCAUCGUCCUCGACAUCCCGGGGAUGAAGAGAGAAGACUUGAAGAUCGAGGUAGAAGACAACCGGGUGUUGAGGAUCAGCGGCGAGAGGAAAGAGGAUGAGCAAGUAGAAGGGGAGAAAUGGCACAGAGCCGAGAGGAUUAAUGGGAAAUUCUGGAGGCAGUUCAGGUUGCCUUCGAAUGCGGAUUUGGAUCAUGUCAAGGCUCAUUUGGAAGAUGGGGUUUUGAAGAUCACCGUGCCGAAGUUCUCCGAUGAGGCCAAGAGGCAGUCAAAGGUUAUUGACAUUGAUUCGUCAGGUGGUUCCGGUGAGUAUGUCAGGACCACAUCCAAGACUUCUCCGUAGUGGCGAUAAUGUGUUUCGUUUUU